Molecule: messenger RNA, 1266 nt
Organism: Arachis duranensis
Lineage: Eukaryota; Viridiplantae; Streptophyta; Magnoliopsida; Fabales; Fabaceae
Product: F-box/kelch-repeat protein At3g23880-like
Exons: 1
Coding region: 46-1266 (406 amino acids)
Molecular function (GO): protein binding
Source: RefSeq, a predicted model, not a curated record
CAACGGUCACAGUUUCUCCGGGAGCAACCGUGCUCCGAUCCACUCAUGGGGGACACAACGACGACCACCACCACUGAUGAUGAGGACCAACCACCAACCAGCAAACGCCACCUGAGCUCCUCCUCUUCCAUUUCCGACCACCGCCCACUGCCGAACAUUCCCUUCGAUAUCGUAGCCAAAAUCCUCCUGAAUCUGCCGGUGAAGUCCCUCCUCCGUUUCAAGUCCACAUGCAAGUCUUGGAACGAGUUCAUCUCCGAUCCUCAGUUUGCCAAGGACCAUCUCCGAGCCUCAGCUUCGGACCCCAACCCCAACCGCAACCGCUUCCUUGUAACCUUCAAAACCUUACGGAUCAACAACGAGUCACAACCGUACCUCAGAGACUACCCCAUCUCCUCCGUGUUAGACGGGUCCGAAGCCACCGCCGCCCCCGCGCGUAACAAGUUCCCCUGCUUGGAGAGCAGGACGAAGUUCCUGUGCGGCUCUUGUGACGGCAUGAUCUGCAUGGCCACGAAUCCAAGCUGGCCCAUCGUUUGGAACCCUUCCACCGGAAAGUUCAAGGAACUUCCACCUGUCUCUGCAGCUGACGGCGGCCUUGUGUACGGCUUCGGCUACGAUCAUAUCGGUGACGGUUACAAGGUGGUGGCAACCUUAGACUUGUCAAACAUUCGUCUUGCUGCGAAUCGUAAUGAUUACCAAUUCGAUAACUUUGUUUAUACCUUGGGUACCGAUUCUUGGAGACAGAUCCAUGGAUUUGCAGGCUUGGUGGUGAAAGACAGUUCAGGGAAAUUCGUGAAUGGCACUCUUAAUUGGUUGGCUUGUGAUGCAAACAACUUGGCUGUGGUUCGUGUCCUUUCUCUUGAUUUGGCGACGGAGCAGUAUCAAACACUGAUUAUUACUCCCGUUGAAGGAAGACCCGAUAUAGAGGUUAGAUGGUUGCGCUCCGCCGUGUUAAAGGGGUGCUUGUGCAUCGUGGCGGAACGAGACAUGGUUGCUGACUACUUCGUCAUGAAGGAAUAUGGGAAUGCUGGUUCUUGGAAUUUGAUGUUCAGGAUCCCUUAUGCGAACGUGCUUCCUGAAUUUUUCAGCUUUCACAUGGCUCCGAUUUGGGUUUCUGAGGAAGGAGAUGAGAUUUUGUUGGCAUAUUUGGGAAUGUUGAGUGUUUACAGUACCAGAAAUGGCGGGUCUUUUAAAGCUGCUGGGAUUGGGUUAUUCAGAGGUUCCAUGCUUGCAGCUGCUUAUACUGAGACUUUGAUGUCACCUUCUUGA